Cyprinus carpio (common carp) is the source of this 1952-nucleotide messenger RNA. RefSeq lists its product as uncharacterized. The coding region runs from base 966 to 1760 and encodes 264 amino acids. NCBI's taxonomy places the organism in Eukaryota, Metazoa, Chordata, Actinopteri, Cypriniformes, Cyprinidae. The record is from RefSeq and is a predicted model, not a curated record. The transcript has 3 exons.
AGAGAAGUUAUUUGGGUGUAAAGGUUUUUCUAUUGAAGUCUGCUGGAACAGAGUUCAUCUGUAGGAAUCUGCUGGGCUGAUUUAUCGAUUGGAUUUGCACUGUGAAGGGAGAGAGAAAGAUAAGUGAAUUGAUUUCAUCUUACAAACAUUUGAAAAGCUUGAAGAGGAUACAGUGAAUGUAAAUCUGACUGUUGGGGAAGCUAUGUGUUUCAGAAUGUGCUGAAGAGAAAUUGAGGAUUGAAUAUCCCCCACGGGAGUGUAACGAAUGGAUUGAGACCUCUGAUCAGCCUUACCAUGAAGGAACAUAUUGCUGUGGGAAUGCCCUUACCUGUCUAUUUACUGCCUGAGUGCUGGAAGUAUGCAGCAUCACUGCUGAAGUAAGCUUUUAAGCCACUGUCUCACUCACGUGCACCGACGGCAGUAUCCUGUACUGAGAAGACUUCUUACCUCCCUACGUACCGUCUGGAAGUAUGCAGCAUUGCUGAGGAAGCAAGCUUUUAAAUUACUCUUUCUCUAAUGUGCCCUGACGAAAGUAUUCUGUACUGCGAGGGAUGCUUACCUGUCUACUCACGGAGUCCUGAAGAAUGCAGCAUUGCUGGUGAAGUAAGCUUUAAAACCACUGUCUCCCUACUGUGUAUUGACGCAAGUAUCCUUGACUGAGAAGUAUCCUUAUCUGUAGACUCACUGCCUGAGUCUUGAAGAGAGCUGCCCUAUUGGUGAAGUCGCUAUCUGGGCAAAACUGCGACGUACGAUCAGUACCUAUCCGUAGCUGAAGAAAACCUAGAGGACACUGAAGUCUAUCACGCUUGUGCUCACUGAUAUAUUGUGCUCAAAGAUUGUUAUUCCUUUUGAAGUUACCUCUUGUCUGCGUUGUCCAUCUGUUGCGGACCUGUGGUGUCGGCUCCUCACGGUGGGGUCUAAGUUAGGGGUGGCUGGUCAUCCAAGUCCACCCCGGUGACACAUGCAUGGAUCUGCAGGGCCUUCUCCUGUGCCCAAAGCUUCAAGCGUCUGCCCUGUACUACAAAAUGAAGCUUGGUGUCCAUAAUUUUACCAUCUACAAUAUGGCAUCACAUGACGCAAAAAAUUACCUUUGGCAUGAGGGUGAAGCUGGGGUCUCUGCCAACGAGUUCACCUCCUGCAUUGUGGAUUACCUUGAAGCACACCCCACUUACAAUGAAUUCAUCCUUUGGAGUGAUGGGUGUGGCUAUCAAAACAGAAAUCUGGUCCUGAGCAAUGCCCUCUUAAAGUUUGCUACUGAGAAAAAGAAACGUGUGACACAGAAGUACCUUGAAAGAGGUCACACACAAAUGGAAUGUGACUCUGUGCACAGUGUGAUUGAGAGGAAGUUGAGAAACCGUGACAUACAUGUUCCAGCUGAGUAUGCUGCAGUUAUUCGAGGAGCUCGUUCCAGUCCAAAACCAUACGAGGUGAAGUAUGUUGGUUACAGCUUUUUCCAAGACUUCAGCAAAGUCAACAUCUGUAAGUCAGUCCGACCUGGUAGCAAAGUUGGAGAUCCUAUGGUGCAUGACCUUCGAGCAGUCAGAUACAAUGUGGAUGGCAGUAUGGAGUUUAAAUUACUACACUCUGACAACUGGCAACCCUUCACAUCCCCAUCCCUGAUGAAGACGUGUGUCAUCGUGGCCCCACUCUAUACAUCCGUCCCAAAAAUUAAAGCCCUGAUGUUCAAGCACCUUCAAGAACUGAAACAUGUUUUACACAAGGACUUUCAUCCAUUUUACAAUGCACUUCACCAUGAGUGAUGCAAUUUCACUACCUGGAUGAAUGGGCUGUCCUGACUUACUGAUUAAUUUAUUAAUUAAAUGUUCGAUUUAUUGUGUAUUGUCAUGUAAUUUUUUUUUUAUGUGCAUGUUUUAAAAUGACUUGGUCUUAUCUGUUGAAAUUUUUGGAAUUCCUAUCAGCCAAUUCUGACCGGAAAGACAUGAUUAAAAUCU